AUAGGAAGAAGUUCUCAUGUCUCUCCAGGUGCAGGUCUCCGACGGCUGCGCAGUUGACUACGUACAGGUUUACUGCAAUAACCACAUUGUAACAAACAAACGGCUAGAAUCGAAAUACAUUGCUUUUUGUAAAAGUUACGGGAAGGGGACGACAUGGGCUCCUUUCUUGUCGCCUUUAUUUUGGUGACCUCGUCUUCGUUGAUCAACUCUGUCGUCUCGCUCGCUUGUGUUGAUGAGGAACAUUUUGAAGAAGACGUACUCUAUGCGGGGCAGCAGGAUCCGCCAUACCGGCUCAACUGCUCCUUGGGGUCAAUUCCUCACGUCCAGGGUGACCCCCGGCCUCAGCUCACUUGGCUGAAAGACUGUCAGCUGUUUGGUGCCCAGCAGGGGAAUUACUACCUUGAGUUUGCAAACAUCUCUGUUGACGCUGGAGGGAACUACACUUGUUUGCAGCCCGGCAACAACACUGCUUCAUUCACUGUGCGCCUCGUAGUUAAAGCAUCCAAGUGCUCCAUGGGUCCAGAGUUCUCAUCGAAUGAAGUUCUGAGCACCACCUGGGGGAAGUUGGGAUCCAUCGUCUAUCUGAAUUGCACCGUCCUGCUUUCCUGGGACCCGACUGACAAGCGAUGCGACGCCUCGCUGCGGUGGACAAAAGACGGCCGUGCCCUGAGCAAUGGCUCGCUGCUUUUGCAAAACACGUCUUCAUGGUUUCAAGCUGGAGAUCAGCUGGUGGUGAGCAGUGUGCUGGCAGUCCAUCUUCACGAGUUGGAAGACUUUGGACUGUAUAGCUGCACAGUGAGGAACUCUUCGUCCGACUUCAACCUGCAGAAAUCAAACAGCCCAAGCCACACUGCUGCCGUCACCGCAGCCUUUGUCGUCCUCCUCCUGCUGGCUGUAGCCGCUGUCAUCUACUCCAAGUGCCACCUGAACAUCAAACUGUGGUAUCGCGACUCGUACGGAGACUACGAGAUGGGCGACGGAAAGUUGUACGACGCCUACAUCUCCUACGUGAACAAUGACUACGACAGGAAGUUUGUCAACUUUAUUCUCAAACCUCACCUGGAGAAUAAACAUGUAUACAAAGUGCAUCUCAAUGACAACAACAUCAUGCCUGGUUCGGAACCUUCGGCGGAGCUUUUGAUGAACAUAAGUCGCUCCCGACGUCUCAUCGUGUUGCUGUCUCUUGCGUACCUGGAGCAGGACUGGUGCACCGGCAACUUCAGACAGGGCCUGCUGCACCUGUUGGAGCUGUGCCGGCAGCCCAUCGUCAUCAUGUUAGAAGGGCAGCUCAAGCGCAUGAGCCCUGAAAUCAGGCAGCAGCUUGGUGAGCACCAACACUCUCUCACCCUACUCACAUGGAGGCACAACUCUGUGACUCCCUCCUCUGCGUUUUGGAAGGAGCUGGCCCUAGCCAUGCCUCGCAGGGUUGUCUUCCACAGCCAGGCGAAGGGAGACCCCCAGACUGUCCUCCAGGAUGACAAAGACCCCAUGCUGACCCUUGACCCCGACUAUCUGGACUGCCGCUCUGACACAGACCCUGAUGGAGACCUCGGCGUGCGGCUCCCCGUGUACAAAGCCAUGACCUCCAAGGCCCCGAUCCUUCCCGUUGUAUGCAGCAGUGAGCGAGAACCAAAAAAAACAGACAUAGAUGUGUCAGACCUGGGAGCACGCAAUUACGGAACACGCUCCGAUUUUUACUGCCUUGUCACAAAAGAGGACAUCUGAACACAUACAGUACACUUACCUCUGAUUAACCUAAUUAUCAAGAGUUAAGGUCUACUUUUACAAUGUUGUGUUUUUUGUGCGUCGGUUAAAUCUGAAUGUGCCUCAUGUUGCUUUAAAUUUGGUGUUUCAAAAGCACCCAGUCAGCAAAAUUGGUCUGGCCCAGCUCUGGGGCAGACAUGGCAGUACACUCGGCCCACAUACCUCAAUGAAUGACGGUCCUGCAGUGGCCCACGUCUGGCAUCCAUGAUGUGGGCCGCAUUCGGCCCAGAUCUGAGCCGCAUUGUAAAACCAUAUCUGGCCCUACACCGGCCCGACGCUGGGCCAGAACAGGUUCCUGAUAUCAGUCUGAAUUCAACCUCAACUAAGCCACAUCUUUCAUGAGCCAUAUUUGACCCACAUUAAAAAAAGUCUGAAAAAUGACUGUUAUAAAAAUGUUUAUUGUCAUAAUUUGUGAGCCUCACAAAUAACUCCACAUAUACUGGAAAAAAAUGCACUUUUCUUUAUUUAACAGUGAACACAAAGUCCAAAUUGGGAUGCAGCUUACUCUUGAACGGUAUUUUUCUGUCCAUCAAAUUGUUGCGCUCUCAUGCUCUCCUUCCUGUCACCGCCCCGAUCAGGAGCCAGACGCAGCCAUCUUUUGAUUGUGAGGUCAAUUUCCUGGUCUGAGGCCCAAGAUGUUAGGCUGUUAGGUCUCACAGCGGCUGUAAGAACUGUAAGAAAACAAGAAUGGACAGUGUGUUAAGAAAAAAAACAUUUGUACAUGUCAUGAACAAUGAAUGGUCAGUAAAAAUAACCCCUGAAAUUCCUUAUAAUAAUAAUAAUAAUACAUUUCAUUUAUAAGCAUCUUUCAAGACACUCUAGGACACUUUACAACCAAAACUAAACUAGGUGUGACGCUGUGGGGUGGAAUAUUUGCCACCAAAAACUAAACUUGAAUAACUUUUAAAUAGUUUAUACUGAAUUUGAAUUACCGGUACGUGAAUUGAAGGUCAGUGGCUCAGAUAAUGGAUGGAUUUGUAUUUUACUCUGAAUCUUAUUGAAUAACUGAAUCUGAAUUGUACAAUCUGAAUUUGAAACGAUAGACUUUUUUUUCUUUGAAACUGGAUUUCAUCCUCACUGAAAAUUAAAUUCUGUUUAUUUUCAUAUUCAGUCUUACAAAUACAAAACAACGUUUUUUUCAACGUCAGAUUUUGUUUUUGAAUUGAGGUACUAAGUUUCAAAUUAACUUUAUGGUCAAGUAUGAAGUAUCCGGUUUGUAUUGCACCAAAACGGAAUCAGAAUUAAUUUCAUUGUAUUUCAGUGCAGAAAGGGUUAUUUUUGGCAGCACCUCUCACUGUUCAAUCACCUACAUUUUCACAAGUGAUGUGUCGGUCGCGAACGAGCCGGUACAAAGAGCC
Molecule: messenger RNA, 3122 nt
Organism: Hippocampus zosterae (dwarf seahorse)
Lineage: Eukaryota; Metazoa; Chordata; Actinopteri; Syngnathiformes; Syngnathidae
Gene: sigirr
Product: single immunoglobulin and toll-interleukin 1 receptor (TIR) domain
Exons: 10
Coding region: 154-1725 (523 amino acids)
Biological process (GO): signal transduction
Source: RefSeq, a predicted model, not a curated record